AUGUCAAACGACAAACCGAAAUCCAAGAGACCGAGACUUUUCCACCAAGAACCGACUAGCUCAAAUGCUUCGGAUAACAGUUCUGAUGUUCCACAAAUCAAGCGAGUUAAACGGGUUACAAAAGUAAGUUUUUUCUUUUGAUGUUGUUCUUGGUUUAGGUUUGCAGACGUAAAUCAGCUUGUUUUGAAUAUAUCUUUUGGCUUGAUAUAGUUAGAAAGCUGAAGUUGUUUUGAAGGUAAAUAAUAGACAUCUUUAACUAUUUUAGAAACGAAGUUUCUUAGAAUAACAAAAAUUUCAAAGUUACAACAAUUUUUUCUUAUCAUAUUACAAGGUUCUUAAAAGUUUGAACUCGGGACCAAUUAAAACACGCUGUAUUGCUUCCAAAUACAAGUUUAAGAGCUGCUGCGUGACAUUUUGGAACUAUUUUUGUUGUGUUUUCUUGAACAAAUGUUUUAUUUGAUUUAUGGCUUGAAGUAAUUUGCGAUUUGUCACGUAGUAAGUAGGAUGAACUGUGGUGUGUUUUGGGUAUAAAUGUCACGUUAGUUGGUUUUGUGUAGAUAUACAAGGUUAAGUAUUAGCAAACGAUACUUGUUGAAUUGAGCUUGGAUUGUAGCCUAGUUUAGGUUUGUUCAGCAUUUAUAUUAGCUGAACCUAGUGUAACAUACCAAAAUGAGCAUAAUGGAGUUUGAAAUUUAUUUCACUGUAAGCGGGCUUUUUAUUUAUUUAAAAAGUAGAAUUGGCGUUAAGUUAUAUUUCAUUAUAUUAUCCAUGGAGUUUUGCUUUUUCAGAAGUUCCGAAGUCAGAUACUGCUGGUAGAUGCAUCUGACCGCUACGGAAAAGAAUGCUACACACAAGAAGCUUUAGAAGAAACACAUACAGACACAUUCGAAGAGCUUCGUGACGUUAUAUCUAGCAAUACCUUCAAUUUGGUGGCGUAUGGUAAGAUUUUUUGAUUUUUUUGUUUUUAGGCUUUUCAAUGGGUAAAAAUGGAUAAUUUUUUGAUUGGUGGAUGGUUUUGGACGUUAUUAAUUAAUUUUUCUGUAUUUAUCAACAUUUUUCGUCAAAACUAUUGUUUUAGAUCUAAAAAAAGAUAUUUUAGGUAUACCAUCUGAUGGUAUCUUGCCAAUUCGACAAAUAUGGAAGGAAGAUACGGACUUGGAUAAUGAAAAUACGUUUUUAACAGUGGCUGGUGCUUCUCUGAAAAAAUCUGACCUUUUUACGUUGAAAAGUUUGCAGUUACUGAACGAUGAAGUCAUCAACGCUUAUAUGAAGUUGAUCAUCAAGAGGGCUGAAGAGACUCCUGGUUUUCCUAAGGUGAGAAUUCUGAUAAGAUGUGGUUUUAUAUGAUUUUAGAGCAGGGUAGGGUAAUUUUAAGGUAGGGCAGGGUUUAUGGGAUGAUAUUCUAAAUUUAGGCUAUAUAGUGUUCUUUAUAUUGUAGUAGGUGUUUAGGUAAUAAAUUUUUUAAUUUUGUUUAUUUUUACAGGUCUACGCAUUUGACACCUUCUUCUACCCAACAUUUCGUGACCAUGGCUAUGAGAAGGUCUCAAGAUGGACUAGAAAGGUUGAUAUCUUCUCAUAUGAUCUUGUUUAUGUACCCAUCUUUGCCAACGAACAUUGGGCACUAUUAAUAUGGGAUUUUGAACACAAACACAAGGUUUAUUGCGAUUCAAUGGACUUUGAGGAUGAGAAGAUUGCUACACAAGUCGCUAGCUAUUACUUUAGGGAAAUGGAGUAGGUUUUCGUGGUUUUUUGGUGUUAAAGUUGGUUUUUAGGUAUUGUAGGGGCAAAAUUUGGCUUGGUAGGGUAUGAUUAGGAAUGGUAGGGUAAGGUAGGGCAGUGAAGGGCAGAAGAGGGUAUAUGGUACAGUAAGGCAAGGUAGAGCAGAGGUGGGUUGAGGAAGGCAGAUGAGAUCUGGGUACGACAGGGAAAGAUAGGAUAGGCAUUUCUGGUUAAGGCUGGGUAAAAAAAAGAUUUUUUACGGUUUUUUUUAUUUUUAAGUAACAUAAAAACUUUUUUUGAAAAAAUAUUUAAAAAAUAAGGUUUUAGUGUAAUAUUAACCUCUAUUUUUCAGCCAAUACCUACUAGCAGAAGCAACAACAAAGCAGAAGAAAGACUUCACUACAAGGAGCUUGAAGAAGAUCCUAGUGGUAAGCACUUUUUUAUUUAAAAAUUCUAAUUAAACUUAAUUUUUACUAUUUUAUUUUCUACAAUAACAUUCUUUACACUUCUCAUGGUUAACAUAACUUUGAAAUUGCCAAACGUUUAAAUCAAAUCUGAAAAAUGAAAAAAAAAACUGAAAUAACAACCUUCAGAAUCGCCCAAUUCAACACAAUGACAUUGAUUGUGGUGUAUAUUUGUGCUCAUUCGCGGAGUUCACGGCCAGAAGAUGCACUUGCUACGACUUUUUACAUGAAUUUAUAUUCAAAUUCCGACAGAAAAUAUGCUACGAAUUGUUGAUGGGCAAACUCAUGUGGACAAAGAAUGGCAGAAAAGUGGUGGAAGAAGGAAAAGAAGAGAAAGAAGGUGAAGAUGAUGUAAAAACAGGCGAAUUUGGAAUGGAAAUGAAGGCUAAUGGCCGGAAAGUUGAUGUUAGUGUCUUGGCCGGUCAAAAAAACAAUGGCAGUUUAUCGACCGGUCAAAAAAAUAAUGGAAGUUUAUCGACCGGUCAAAAAAUUAAUGGAAAUGUUAAGCUAAAGAAAGUCAAUGGCCAAACAGUGGAUGGAUCUUCAUUGAACGGUCAGAAAGCUGAUAAAAAUGGAAUAUCCAAGAGAGAAAUUGACCAAAAAGUUGUCAUAUCUUCGUCGAGAGGUCAAGAAGAAGUGGGAACUUCAUCAAUCGGUCAACACAUUGACAGAAUGUGGGCAGGGAAGAAACAAAAUGGUCCAAAGUUUUUUGGAAAUGGCAAAACUUGUGGAGGAAAGCCCGAAAAACGGCUUGAAAAUGGAGGAAAGUUGACGAAAAACGAAGAAAAACUAGUAAAGCAAGAAGGAAAAGCGUCAAAGAAUGAAGGAAAAGUGAAGAAACAUGAAGAUACAAGCCUAAAAAGUAUGAUCCAGCGAUUGAAAAUGGCAAAAACUUGA
Bursaphelenchus okinawaensis is the source of this 3080-nucleotide messenger RNA. The record is from the annotation of a GenBank genome assembly. NCBI's taxonomy places the organism in Eukaryota, Metazoa, Nematoda, Chromadorea, Rhabditida, Aphelenchoididae.